This is a messenger RNA of Aureobasidium subglaciale EXF-2481, 970 nucleotides long. RefSeq lists its product as uncharacterized. Gene Ontology annotation, cellular component: nucleosome. NCBI's taxonomy places the organism in Eukaryota, Fungi, Ascomycota, Dothideomycetes, Dothideales, Saccotheciaceae. The coding region runs from base 287 to 586 and encodes 99 amino acids. Gene Ontology annotation, molecular function: DNA binding. The transcript has a single exon. The record is from RefSeq and is a predicted model, not a curated record. Gene Ontology annotation, biological process: nucleosome assembly.
AGUUGUCGCGCCACCGGCGCGUUUAUUUGGACUGUGUCGCGAAAAUGUACUGAUGCUGUAUUGCAGAGAUGAUCAAGGAAGCCAUUAUCAAUGUCAGUAUAUCACGUCGUUCACGCGUGCAGACGAGGCUGGCGGGUUCGCGACAAUGCGCGACACCACGUCCAGAUUCCGGUGCCAAUCUUUCUAUUCUCCUGGAGCUAUUACUGACGCGUUCUUCUCGAGCAAUAGCUUAAGGAUCGCCAAGGAAGCAGGUUAGUCGCGUUGCAUUACUUGCUUGUCGCAUCGUAUGUUCAUUGCUGACCCGUCCGCCUACAGUCGUCAGGCUCUCAAGAAAUACGUCCAGGCAAACAACAACCUCUCCAGUGUGACCGAGGCCGCCUUCACCACUCAGUUCAACCGUGCUCUUGCCAAGGGUAGUGAGUCUGGCGUUUUCGAGCGCCCCAAGGGUAAGCAUCUCGUCGUUUUUGAUCCUUCCUGGGACCAGAGACAAGAUCGUAGCUGGCUUAACAUGGUUCUCACUGGUAACAGGUGCCUCCGGACCCGUGAAGAUUGCCAAAGCAAAGGCUGGAUCCCCUCCUGCCGCUAAGAAGACUGAGGCCAAGGCCACGAAGGCCGCACCGAAGACUGCUGCUAAGGCCAAGACCGUGAGUCGAAGGUGUUCGUCCCGCGAAAGCGCUUUUACUGAUGUAGACCAGACUGCUGCAAAGGAGGCUCCUGCUAAGAAGGCUGCUGCACCCAAGAAGGCCGCUACCAAGGCCGCACCCAAGGCGCCCGCCACCAAGAAGGCCGCCGCACCCGCCAAAGCAACCAAGACCAAGGCUAACGUCUCCAAGGUCAGAAAGAGUGUAUGUAUUCCUUAUCAAGGUCGUAUGGCGUGUACUGACGUGGUCCCAGGCUCCUGCUGUCGAAGAGAAGGCCCCUGUCGUGCUCGGAAAGACCAAGUCUGGCCGUGUCACCAAGAGCACCGCAC